CAUUGUCCCUUGUAAAUAUUUUUAAAAAGAUGGUGGCGGCAAGAACAGUGCAAUUUACGCUAAUUGCAGUGUUGACGAUUGGUUUCUUUGUAUAUUGCAUUCAAUACUUUCAACAAAAUGUGUCACCCCAAGUUCCAGCUGACUGCCAUGAUGUUGAGCGCUGGUGCCAGGGCCCAGAUAUCGCAGCAUUGUGUGGGGUUUUAGAAUAUUGCCAACUAAAAUGGAAAAAAGCUAGCUCUUACCACAAUGCAACUCCCAGCAUCCAAUCAAAAUUGCCUGCACCGGUGGAUGUGGCAGUCUAUUUUGAGUCACUUUGUCCAGACUCUAUAAAGUUCAUUAUUGAGCAAUUAUAUCCAACAUACCAAAAGCUCUAUGGCAAACACAUAUUUAAGGUUGAUCUUGUUCCAUAUGGAAAUGUCAAGGAAACAAAAAAGGGUGAUCAUUGGCAAUUUUCCUGUCAGCAUGGUGAAGAGGAAUGUCUUGGCAACAUCAUUGAGACGUGUGCAAUUCAUGAACUGCAAAAUGAAACUCAGUGGAUGCCCUUUAUCUUAUGCAUGGAGAAAAACAAAGCAACAUUACCUGCAGCAAAAAAGUGUUCUGAAGAGCAGCACUUUGACUUUGAUAUAAUUGAAAAGUGCAGAACUGGGACACUGGGAAACCAAUUGCAACAUGAGAUGGGUGUAAAAACUAACUCCUUGAAGCCAAAACAUACGUUUAUACCAUGGAUCACAAUUAACGGGAGAAGUAAAGGGAUACAGACAAAGGCAUUAUAUAACUUUUUUGAACUGAUUUGUGAAAGUUAUGAAGGGCCAAAACCAGAUGCUUGUCUAAAAUGAGGAUAAGAGUUGGUUUAAUCGUCUGCAAAUUUUCAUUUAUUUCCAGGAAAAAGUAUAUUAACGGAUAUUUAUUUUCUUCUAAUAUUUGUUGCUAUCAUUCAAUUUAUUUAUUGUUUUCAAAGCAGAAAUUUUGAUAGUAUUUUCUCCCUAAAUUUGUCAAGUUUGAGAUUUUUCAUUGCAAUUAUGUUGCCUGUU
Molecule: messenger RNA, 1031 nt
Organism: Rhopilema esculentum
Lineage: Eukaryota; Metazoa; Cnidaria; Scyphozoa; Rhizostomeae; Rhizostomatidae
Product: gamma-interferon-inducible lysosomal thiol reductase
Molecular function (GO): oxidoreductase activity, acting on a sulfur group of donors, disulfide as acceptor
Source: RefSeq, a predicted model, not a curated record